Molecule: messenger RNA, 1729 nt
Organism: Musa acuminata AAA Group (dessert banana)
Lineage: Eukaryota; Viridiplantae; Streptophyta; Magnoliopsida; Zingiberales; Musaceae
Product: tubulin alpha chain-like
Exons: 4
Coding region: 203-1558 (451 amino acids)
Biological process (GO): microtubule cytoskeleton organization; mitotic cell cycle
Cellular component (GO): microtubule; cytoplasm
Molecular function (GO): structural constituent of cytoskeleton; GTP binding
Source: RefSeq, a predicted model, not a curated record
ACGCCAAGCCCGACGAUCGCGCUCCGACAACCACCCUGCCUCGUCCUCCUUCCCAUAAAAAGGGUACACCAGGGGAGCGAGGUCUUCGAGGCAUCCGAAGGCGUCUUAGCACACGCCUGCUUUCCCCGUUCUUCUUGUGCCCAUCUCUGUCUCCCUAGUCUGAUCUCUGCCCGCCUUCUAUAGUGUGUUUCGAUCGUCGAAGAUGAGAGAGUGCAUCUCGAUCCACAUCGGGCAGGCCGGGAUUCAGGUGGGGAACGCCUGUUGGGAGCUGUACUGCCUCGAGCAUGGCAUCCAGCCUGAUGGCCAAAUGCCCGGCGACAAAACCGUGGGAGGCGGUGAUGAUGCAUUCAACACCUUUUUCAGCCAGACCGGCGCUGGGAAGCAUGUCCCUCGUGCCGUCUUCGUCGAUCUGGAACCCACCGUCAUCGAUGAAGUAAGAACUGGAACCUACCGCCAGCUCUUCCACCCGGAGCAGCUCAUCAGUGGCAAGGAAGAUGCUGCUAACAACUUCGCCCGAGGCCACUACACCAUUGGCAAGGAAAUUGUCGACCUCUGCCUUGAUCGUAUCAGGAAGCUCGCGGACAACUGCACUGGCCUUCAAGGAUUCCUCGUUUUCAAUGCUGUUGGUGGAGGCACAGGCUCUGGCCUUGGCUCCCUUCUCCUCGAGCGUCUCUCCGUGGACUACGGCAAGAAGUCGAAGCUGGGGUUCACCGUGUACCCGUCGCCUCAGGUCUCUACCUCCGUGGUCGAGCCCUACAAUAGUGUCCUCUCCACCCACUCUCUUCUGGAGCACACUGAUGUGGCUGUUCUUCUUGACAACGAGGCGAUCUAUGACAUCUGCCGGAGAUCUCUCGACAUCGAGCGCCCCACCUACACCAAUCUCAACCGCCUGGUUUCUCAGGUGAUUUCUUCGUUGACCGCAUCGCUGAGGUUUGAUGGUGCGCUGAACGUCGAUGUCACCGAGUUCCAGACCAACCUGGUCCCUUACCCGAGGAUUCAUUUCAUGCUUUCAUCCUAUGCUCCUGUCAUCUCUGCGGAGAAGGCCUACCACGAGCAACUCUCCGUUGCUGAGAUCACUAACAGCGCCUUUGAACCUUCAUCCAUGAUGGCAAAGUGCGACCCGCGCCAUGGAAAAUACAUGGCCUGCUGCCUCAUGUACCGUGGAGAUGUGGUGCCCAAGGACGUCAACGCUGCCGUUGCGACCAUCAAGACCAAGCGGACCAUCCAGUUCGUCGACUGGUGUCCGACUGGCUUCAAAUGCGGCAUCAACUACCAGCCGCCCAGCGUCGUGCCCGGCGGCGAUCUGGCCAAGGUGCAGCGGGCGGUGUGCAUGAUAUCCAACUCCACCAGCGUUGCCGAAGUAUUCUCACGAAUCGACCACAAGUUCGACCUCAUGUACGCCAAGAGGGCCUUUGUGCACUGGUACGUUGGCGAGGGCAUGGAGGAAGGAGAGUUCUCCGAGGCCCGUGAGGAUCUUGCUGCACUCGAAAAGGACUAUGAGGAGGUUGGCGCAGAGUCUGCCGAGGGCGAGGAUGGUGAUGAGGGGGACGAAUAUUAAGUGAAUGUGUUUGCUUUUGGCCUUAGGAUCCUCCUUGUUAGGUGUUCCCAAGGCUCUUUUGCCAUUGUGAUGUUGCAAUCAGUAAGCACCGCACUUCAAAUCGAUGCUAUUGUUAAAUACAUUGGUUGAUAUGUUUCAUUUGGAAUAUAUGUCGAUCUUUUGUUGGUAUCA